Messenger RNA from Pneumocystis jirovecii RU7, 2391 nucleotides. RefSeq lists its product as uncharacterized. NCBI's taxonomy places the organism in Eukaryota, Fungi, Ascomycota, Pneumocystomycetes, Pneumocystales, Pneumocystaceae. The record is from RefSeq and is a predicted model, not a curated record. Gene Ontology annotation, molecular function: serine-type peptidase activity; dipeptidyl-peptidase activity. The coding region runs from base 1 to 2391 and encodes 796 amino acids. Gene Ontology annotation, biological process: proteolysis. The transcript is spliced from 15 exons.
AUGUCUCUGGAAAAUGAUACAGAAAAAGCUCAAAAUAAUAUAGCUCCUACACAGGAUAAUCAAGAGAAACCAAAGAAGUCCCGAAGAAAAUAUGUCAUUAUUACUGCUGCACUUGUUAUCUUUUUAUUAGUUAUUUUAAUGAUUGUUAUAUUUGUUAUUAGAGCUCAAGCCAAAAAAGUUCAUAAACUAGAUGAUUCUCGCCGUGUUACUUUAGAUAAAUGGCAUUUUAAGGAAUUUUAUCCUUCUUAUCAAAAUAUAAAAUGGGCCAGUGGAGAUGAAGUUUCUUAUUUUGAUAGAAGAGAUAAGACUAUUAUACGUGUAUACCUUAAUGGUACAAGUUAUAUGUUUUUGAAUGAAACUCAAGUAAAAAAGUCUAAUGGAGGGAGUUUUAUAUUUUACAAUUAUCGGGUUUCUAAUGAUAUGAAAUAUAUAUUAUUUUUAGCCUAUGCGGAGAAGAGAUGGAGGCAUUCUUAUUUUGGAAAUUAUUGGGUUUAUGAUGUUAAAAAGCAAGAACUUACGCCUCUUAUUAAAGAUCAAUCUAAUGCCAAAGUUUCAUAUGCUCGAUGGAGUCCAACUGGCCAUAAAUUAGCUUAUGUAUAUGAAAAUGAUAUUUAUGUACAGGAUGGAGCGGAAAAUGCUCAAAGAGUAACAACUGAUGGUAGUAAUGAUAUUUUUAAUGGCAUUCCGGACUGGGUAUAUGAAGAGGAAGUUUUUUCUACUAAUCAUGUCUUUUGGUGGUCUCCAGAUUCUAAAUAUCUUGCUUUUAUUCGCACCAAUGAUACUGAGGUAGAGAACAUUCAUAUACCACUUCAUAUGGAGUCCUAUUCGUAUAAAUAUUCAGCUCCGAUAUACCCUGAAACAAUGACUCUUAAAUACCCUAGAGUGGGCUCUAAAAAUCCACAAGUAUCUCUUCAUAUUGUUGAUAUUCAUAAUGGACAUAAAGUUAAAUAUUUGAAUAAUACAGAUACUAAAGAUGAUGACAAUAUUAUAACAGAAGUUGUUUGGGUUGGGAAAACAGAGCUUUUGGUUAAAAAAACUAAUCGGCAAUCUAAUUUUCAAUAUGUUUAUUUAUUUAAUGCUACAACUGGUGAUGGGAAGUUGACUAGGACUUUGAAUGCUACUAAGAUUGAUGGCGGAUGGUUUGAACCAGGCACCCAAGUUACACCAAUUCCAUCAAAUCGGAAUGCUAAAAGGUAUGGAAACGGGUAUAUUGAAAUCGCUAUAAAUAAAGGAUAUUAUCAUAUUGCUUAUUUUCGCUUAAACUCUUAUAAAAAUCCAAAGUUCCUUACUAAUGGAAAUUGGGAAGUAGUUAGUAUAGCUGGUUUUGAUUCUCCUAAGAGUACAGUUUAUUUUAUUGCUACAAAAAAAAGUUCAAUUGAAAGGCAUUUAUAUAAGGUGAGUCUUUUAGGAGGAGAUGUUGUCGCUGUUACAGACGAAGAGAAAGAUGGUUAUUAUUAUGCAGACUUUUCACCAAGUGGGACAGCUUAUCUAUUAACUUAUACAGGUCCUGAAGUGCCUUGGCAAAAAAUUAAGAAAGUAGAUAAUGAAGAUUAUGAUCUUAUCAUCGAAAAGAAUGAAGAUCUUACUGAGAAAUUGGGGAAAUAUGAUUUGCCAGAAAAGAGAUAUUCUACAAUAAGAGUCGGUGAUUAUGAUAUGAAUGUUUUAGAGAUAGUGCCACCUAAUUUUGAUGAUUCCGGUGCAACUAAAUAUCCUGUUUUAUUUCAUGUUUAUGGAGGACCUGCUAGUCAACUUGUUUCAAAAAGAUACAGAGUUUCAUGGAGUUCAGUCCUUUCAUCAGAUCCUGAUCUCCAAUGUAUAGUUGUUUCAGUUGAUGGAAGAGGAACGGGUCUUAUGGGUAGAAAGUUCUUAACGGAAAUUCAAGGACGUAUUGGUGUUUAUGAAUCAUUAGACCAAUUGGAAGUAGCUAGACAAUGGAAAAAUAAAAAAUAUGUUGAUAAAGAUAAAUUUGCAAUCUGGGGUUGGAGCUAUGGAGGUUAUAUAACUUUAAAGGCCCUUGAAAAAGGGACUGGUGUGUUUCAAUACGGAAUAUCUGUUGCCCCUGGAACAGAUUUUAGAUAUUAUGAUACCAUAUAUACAGAAAGAUAUUUGGGCUUAUUUAAUCAAAACCCUGCAGGUUAUCAAGAUGCUUCUAUUACUAAUAUUCUGGGUUUCAAAAAUGCAACUCGUUUUCUCGUUAUGCAUGGAUCAGCUGAUGAAAAUGUUCAUCUUCAACAUACAAUGAAGUUUGUUAGUGGUCUUGUAUAUCAUGGGCUUACUAACUAUGAUAUGCAUAUUUUCCCUGAUAAUGCGCAUGAUAUAUCUGCUAAUAAUGCAAAAUAUACGAUUUAUAAAAGGAUGUAUGAAUGGCUUAAAGAAGCUUUUAAAAAGUAA